AUGGUGGAAUCACAGUGGCGUUUCGGAGGAAACUCGAAAGUGAUCAGAGCAGGAGCGAUGACGUUGAGAGGGGUGAUGGACGGAGUUAUGAAAAUUUUAGAUGAAAAUGAUGGUAGAGGCGUUAUUCAUCUAAGCCAAGGCGAUCCCUUCUCCUUCCCUUGCUACCGAACAGCUGCUUUCGUGGAAAAUGCAGUCUCUAAUGCCCUACGCUGUGCCAACUUCAACAGCUACUCCUCCACCGCCGGUCUCUCCGCUGCCCGGAGUGCUGUAGCAGAGUAUCUCUCAAAAGACCUUCCCUACAAUAUAGCAAGUGAUGAUGUUUUCUUAACCAACGGAUGCACCCAAGCAUUGGAAGCCGCUCUAACCGUCCUUGCCUGCCCGGGGGCAAACAUUCUGCUUCCCCGGCCGGGUUACCCUGACUACAAGGCCAGGGCAGCCUUUGCGGGCCUUGAGGUCCGCCACUUUGACUUAGUCCCUGAAAACGACUGGGAGGUUGAUCUGGCUGCCAUGGAAGCCUUGGGAGAUGAGAAUAUGGUCGCCAUCGUUAUAAUAAACCCUGGAAAUCCAUGUGGGAAUGUUUUCAAAUAUGAACACUUGAAGAAGAUUGCAGAAACAUCACGAAAGAUGGGGAUAUUAGUGAUUGCAGAUGAAGUUUAUGGCCAUCUUACUUUGGGAAGCAAUCCAUUUACACCAAUGGGAGUUUUUGCAUCAAUUGCUCCCAUUAUUACACUUGGAUCAUUGUCUAAGAAAUGGAUAGUGCCAGGUUGGAGAAUUGGUUGGCUUGUCCUAAAUGAGCUAGAUGGCAUCCUCACUAAGCAUGGGAUUGUUGACACUAUCAAGGGUUUUUUUAACAUUUCAUCCGACCCUGUGACCUUUAUACAGGCGGCGCUUCCCGAGAUUUUAUUGAAGACUCCAACUGAAUUCUAUGACAAGAUUGUAAAUCUGUUUAGAAAAUCAGCAGAUAAAUGUUACAAACUUACCAAUGAUAUUCCAGGCAUUAGUUGCCCCAUCAAACCUCAAGGAUGCAUGUUUCUUAUGAUCAAACUGGAUUUGUCGAAGCUGGAAGGUAUUAAGGAUGAUUUGGAUUUCUGCUGCAAAUUAGCUAAGGAAGAAUCGGUUGUACUUGUUCCAGGUGAAUUUUUUUGGAUGAAAAAUUGGAUGAGAGUGACAUUUGCUGUGGAGGAAUCAUACAUCGACGAAGCCUUUCGAAGAAUGAGGGCUUUCUGUGAAAGGCAUGCCAAGAAACAUACCAAAAUAUCAUAUCAUGGAAUAAGCUGUGGUUCGAAAAAACCAUUUGAUGCAUCUAACCCUAGAAAUGAUGUUCAAGAAUCAGUCAGCGUAGUUCAGCAUUGGGUAGACCACCAAGGGCCUACUUCAAAGCAAGAUGUUCCAAAACCAACUGAUGCAAAGGGAAUGAGCAGUGGUUCGAAAAAACCAUUUGAUGCACCUAACCCUAGAAAUGAUAUUCAAGAAUCGGCCAGCGUAGUUCAGCUUUGGGUAAACCGCCUAGGGCCUACUUCAGAGCAAGAUGUUCCAAAACCAACUGAUGCAAAGGUUUGUGUGCAGGGUCGUGUAAUCAACUGA
Salvia splendens (bonfire salvia) is the source of this 1584-nucleotide messenger RNA. Its product is annotated as probable aminotransferase TAT2. Gene Ontology annotation, molecular function: pyridoxal phosphate binding; L-tyrosine:2-oxoglutarate transaminase activity. Bases 1 to 1584 code for a protein of 527 amino acids. The transcript has 11 exons. Gene Ontology annotation, biological process: biosynthetic process; L-tyrosine catabolic process. The record is from RefSeq and is a predicted model, not a curated record. Lineage: Eukaryota; Viridiplantae; Streptophyta; Magnoliopsida; Lamiales; Lamiaceae.